GGGCCUCGCGUCUCCGCCCGCCCACCGGCUCGCUCCCUCGCUCGGAGCCCAGGCCGCCGCCAUGUCUUCCGGGGCCAGCGUAAGCGCCCUGCAGCGCCUGGUGGAGCAGCUCAAGCUGGAGGCCGGCGUAGAGAGGAUCAAGGUCUCUCAGGCGGCGGCAGAGCUUCAACAGUACUGCAUGCAGAAUGCCUGCAAGGACGCCCUGCUGGUAGGUGUUCCAGCCGGAAGCAACCCCUUUCGGGAGCCCAGAUCCUGUGCUUUACUCUGAAGACUGGGAGGAAGUCCGCUGAGGAAUGCUUUCAAGCACCAAGUGAUGAAUGACUGCCUCCAAAUCUCAAGAACACACUUCUCCAGCCAAAUGACUUUUAGAUAUUUCACAGGACCUUUCCUGUGGCCUGGUCCUUUAGCCAAAAUUCUAUGGAAAUUUAUGAGUUUCUACUCAAGGAAACUGGGUGAAGGAGUAGAUUUUAAAUAAUAAUGGCCUGGUUCUUUGUUGAAGUGCUUUAUACUUAAACAAAAACCUUACCACCAAAUAUACCAAAAUACACCUCUUUCAUUAAGUGAAUUUCUAGUGUUUCUAUACCUGGAAUGUUACAUAUGUUUUAUUUACUAGAUGUUUACAUUUUGGGAAGGAAAACAGUAUUGUUUGUUAAAAAAAUUAAAUAUUUGUAAUUUGUUGUUCCCGACUAAGAUUUUUAUACCAUAACAAAAUUUGUUCUUUUCUCAUGAAUUUAUAAUUUCUAAAUGAAGAUAAGCAAGUAUAAAAUUGGGGGAAGAAUGGGCUUUAUUAAUCAAAUGAUGUCUUGAUUUUUCUAAAUGAGAAGAUUGUUUUAUUUUUAACACUAAAUAUGGGAGCUGUUUCUUAGCAAACUUGUUUGAAAGGAUUAAUGUUGUGUUGUUUAUUAGAUUGCCCCAUCCUGUAUAUGAAGCAGAUUUGAUCUUUGUCUUCUUAAGUUCCUCUAUUUUAUAAUGGUGGUUUUACUUAAAAAAAUACUAAAUUAUUUCAUGUCUUUAAAACAAUGUUUAAAUGUGAUCUACAGAAUAUUGCAAAUGAUUAAAAAAAAAGUGAUGUGAAAAUAUUACAACCUAAAUGAACUCUCGAUGUCACAAGUGUUUUACUUUGAUGAUGUGCCUCUGAUUUAAUUUGGGACACUUAAAAGAAUACUUUAUAUGUGUUUGUUAUAAUCUUUGAAGAGCUUGGAAAUAAAAUUUCUGCUUAAUUUCUGCCAAUGACA
Molecule: messenger RNA, 1235 nt
Organism: Mesoplodon densirostris (Blainville's beaked whale)
Lineage: Eukaryota; Metazoa; Chordata; Mammalia; Artiodactyla; Ziphiidae
Gene: GNG10
Product: G protein subunit gamma 10
Exons: 3
Coding region: 62-268 (68 amino acids)
Biological process (GO): G protein-coupled receptor signaling pathway
Cellular component (GO): heterotrimeric G-protein complex
Molecular function (GO): G-protein beta-subunit binding
Source: RefSeq, a predicted model, not a curated record